Molecule: messenger RNA, 297 nt
Organism: Chrysochloris asiatica (Cape golden mole)
Lineage: Eukaryota; Metazoa; Chordata; Mammalia; Afrosoricida; Chrysochloridae
Product: sperm-associated antigen 11A-like
Exons: 3
Coding region: 1-297 (98 amino acids)
Biological process (GO): antimicrobial humoral immune response mediated by antimicrobial peptide
Cellular component (GO): extracellular region
Source: RefSeq, a predicted model, not a curated record
AUGGCUGCUGGAUUGUCCAGUGCCAAAUAUGUUAACCAUCAAGGCAUUGAGGACCACAGAGAAUCCAGAGCGUCUUCUGAACAAAGAACAAAUGAGUUUUCCUUGCUUCAUUAUCAAGUAAAACGCCAGCCCUUCCAACCUAGAACUCCACCUUUUCCAGAAGAAGACACAGGUUUAAAAAUCAUCAUUUGCAAGAAAAGUGAUGGCCACUUCUGUCAAAAAUAUUGCAAUUACUUGGAGACACAAAUGGGCUACUGUUCUGAAAAAAAAGACGCCUGCUGCGCACAUCCGAAUUGA